Rhineura floridana is the source of this 8267-nucleotide messenger RNA. RefSeq names its product phosphatidylinositol-3,4,5-trisphosphate dependent Rac exchange factor 2 (gene PREX2). Gene Ontology annotation, molecular function: protein binding; guanyl-nucleotide exchange factor activity. The record is from RefSeq and is a predicted model, not a curated record. Lineage: Eukaryota; Metazoa; Chordata; Lepidosauria; Squamata; Rhineuridae. Gene Ontology annotation, biological process: intracellular signal transduction. Bases 344 to 5164 code for a protein of 1606 amino acids. The transcript has 40 exons.
GCCGAGAGCCGGUGACCACUCACUUCCUUCAGGCUCGGUCCCUCUUCCUUACUGGAAAAGGGCACUUUAGAAAGAGAAGGGGGGAUGGUUAAGCGGCUUCUCUUCUCACUUCUUCACCACGGGCAUCGUGAGGGGAGCUUCAAGCGCUUGCGAGCUUCGGAGGUCCAGCCCGCUAUGGAACUCUUUUGUUGUCUCUUCUGAAAGUUGGUGGAGGGACACCACCCCCCCGAGGCAUUUCCCCGCCUUUUCUCUUGCUGGCCGCCUCACAAAACAGGAGAGGGAACCGAGGAAAAGUUUCAAGGGCGCUUCUUUGCGGGGACAGGGGUGGCGGUGGAAAGAAACAAUGACAGAAGAAAGCAAAGGGGAAGGCAAAGGAGAAAGCGGGAAAGACCUGGAGAAGCAGCUGCGGCUCAGGGUGUGCGUUUUGAACGAGCUGCUGAAGACGGAGCGUGACUAUGUGGGCACUUUGGAGUUUUUGGUGUCGGCAUUCCUUCACAGAAUAAUGCAAUGGGCCUUCUCCAAGGUUGAUAAAAAUGUCUCAGAAGAAACAGUUAAGACAUUGUUCUCAAACAUUGAAGAUAUUCUUGAAGUACACAAGGAUUUCCUGUCCAGUAUCGAGGAGUGUCUACAUCCUGAGCCUAAUGCUCAACAAGAAGUGGGAGCCUGCUUUCUUCACUUUAAAGACAGAUUUCAGAUCUAUGAUGAAUACUGCAGUAACCAUGAGAAGGCACAAAAACUUCUGCUUGAACUUAACAAAAUAAGAGCAGUACGGACUUUUCUACUGAACUGCAUGCUUUUAGGAGGAUGCAAGAAUAUUGAUGUGCCACUAGAAGGUUACUUAGUAACACCAAUCCAGAGAAUAUGCAAGUAUCCACUUCUUUUGAAGGAAUUGAUAAAGCGCACUCCCAAAAAACACAGCGACUACUCUGUCUUAAUGGAAGCACUCCAAGCUAUGAAAGCUGUCUGCUCCAACAUAAAUGAGGCCAAGAGACAGAUGGAAAAAUUAGAGGUUUUAGAAGAAUGGCAGUCUCACAUUGAAGGAUGGGAGGGAUCUAACAUCAUAGACACGUGCACAGAAAUGCUGAUGUAUGGAAUUUUGCUGAAAAUAUCUGCAGGAAAUAUUCAGGAGCGGGUGUUUUUUCUUUUUGACAAUCUUUUGGUCUAUUGCAAAAGAAAACAUAGACGAUUGAAGAACAGCAAAGCAUCUACAGAAGGCCAUCGUUAUCUCUUCCGGGGCAGAAUAAACACAGAGGUGAUGGAAGUGGAGAAUGUAGAUGACGGUACAGCUGACUAUCACAGCAGUGGCCACAUUGUUCUCAAUGGUUGGAAGAUACACAACACAGCAAAGAAUAAGUGGUUUGUAUGCAUGGCCAAAACACCUGAAGAAAAGCAGGAAUGGUUGGAAGCUAUUCUGAAAGAAAGAGAAAGAAGAAAAGGGCUAAAACUAGGCAUGGAACAAGAUACUUGGGUGAUGAUCUCUGAACAAGGAGAGAAGCUUUAUAAAAUGAUGUGCAGACAAGGGAAUUUGAUCAAAGACCGGAAGAGAAAAUUAACCACGUUCCCAAAAUGCUUUCUUGGAAGUGAGUUUGUGUCCUGGUUGUUGGAAAUUGGAGAGAUCCACAGACCUGAAGAAGGUGUCCAUCUUGGUCAAGCUUUGCUAGAGAAUGGCAUUAUCCACCAUGUUACUGACAAGCAUCAGUUCAAACCUGAACACGUGCUAUACAGAUUCCGUUACGAUGAUGGCACAUACUACCCAAGAAGUGAAAUGCAGGAUGUAAUUUCCAAGGGUGUAAGAUUAUAUUGUCGUCUGCACAGUCUGUUUACUCCUGUGGUAAGAGAUAAAGAUUACCAUCUAAGAACCUACAAAUCCAUAGUCAUGGCGAAUAAAUUGAUAGAUUGGCUAAUAGCACAGGGAGAUUGCAAGACAAGAGAAGAAGCAAUUAUCUUUGGAAUAGCACUUUGUGACAAUGGAUUUAUGCACCAUGUUCUGGAAAAAAGUGAAUUCAAAGAUGAACCACUUCUCUUUCGUUUUUUUGCGGAUGAAGAAAUGGAAGGCUCAAACAUGAAGCACAGACUCAUGAAACAUGAUUUGAAAGUUGUGGAAAAUGUAAUAGCCAAAUCACUGCUGAUUAAAUCAACUGAAGGAAGCUAUGGCUUCAGCUUGGAAGACAAAAACAAAGUGCCAAUAAUUAAAAUAGUGGAGAAAGGAUCGAAUGCUGAGAUGGCUGGUCUGGAAGUUGGGAAAAAGAUCUUUGCCAUUAAUGGUGACCUAGUUUUUCUGAGACCCUUCAGUGAACUGAAUAGCUUUCUAAAAAACUGUUUAAGCAGCAGACAGCCCCUCAGGGUACUUGUGAGCACAAAACCUAGGGAGACAGUGAAGAUCCCUGACUCUGUGGAUGGCCUUGGAUUCCAAAUACGAGGCUUUGGUCCUUCUGUUGUCCAUGCUGUUGGGAGAGGAACUGUAGCAGCAGCAGCUGGCCUCCACCCUGGACAGUGCAUAAUUAAAGUGAAUGGAAUUAAUGUCAGCAAAGAAACUCAUGCAAGUGUUAUUGCCCAUGUGACAGCCUGCAGGAAAUACAGACGUCCAAUGCAUCAAGAUUCUAUUCAGUGGGUAUAUAACAGCAUUGAGAGCGCCCAGGAAGAUCUUCAGAAAAUGAACUCUAAACCCUUGGUGGAUGAUGGAGGAGAUGCCUUUGACUGCAAAGUGGAAGAAGUAAUUGACAAAUUUAAUACUAUGGCAAUAAUUGAUGGACGGAAGGACCAUGUCAGUCUGACUGUUGAUAACGUUCAUCUGGAAUAUGGUGUAGUUUAUGAGUAUGACAGCACUGCAGGGAUAAAAUGCCAUGUUUUGGAAAAGAUGAUUGAACCAAAGGGCUUUUUCAGCUUGACUGCAAAGAUUCUUGAAGCACUAGCAAAAAGUGAUGAGCAAUUUGUGCAAAACUGUAACAGUCUAAAUAGUUUAAAUGAAGUGAUCCCCACCGACCUUCAGAGUAAAUUUAGUGCUAUUUGCAGUGAGAAAAUUGAACAUAUUUGCAGAAGGGUCACUAGUUACAAAAAGUUUUCACUGGUCUUAAAAAAUCGAGCUUGGCCUACCUUCAAGCAAGCUAAGUCAAAGAUCUCACCGCUACACAGCAGUGACUUCUGUCCAACUAACUGCCAUAUCAAUGUGAUGGAAGUCUCGUAUCCUAAAACUUUAACAUCACUUGGGAGUGCUUUUGGUGUUCAGCUAGACAGCAGAAGACAUCUUUCACAUGAAAAAGAAAACAAGCAUACUGACCAAGGUAAACUGAGUCCCAUGGUUUAUAUACAACAUACAAUUACCACUAUGGCAGCGCCAUCAGGACACUCUUUAGGUCAACAAGAUGGCCAUGGUUUGAGAUACCUGUUAAAAGAAGAGGAUCUGGAAACACAAGAAGUAUAUCAGAAAUUGUUGUGCAAAUUGCAAGCAGCUCUAAAGGAGGUUGAAAACUGUGUUUCUCAAAUAGAUAACCUUCUUUCUUCAAUGACAUAUUCUCCACGAUCAGAACGUAAAAGCCAUGAGCCAUUAACAUCAACAGACAGUGAUAAUGAAAAGGGAGAACGAAAUGGGAAAAAGGUCUGUUUCAGCGUGGCAGGGGAUGAGCAAGAAGAUUCUGGUCACGACACCAUUAGCAACCGGGAUUCAUAUAGUGAUUGCAACAGCAACAGAAAUUCUAUUGCUUCUUUUACCAGUAUUUGCAGUAGCCAAUGCAGUUCUUACUUUCACAGUGAUGAAAUGGAUUCAGGCGAUGAACUUCCUCUAAGUAUACACAUCUCUCAUGACAAGCAGGACAAACUCCAUGGUUGUUUGGAGCAUCUUUUUGGUCAGGUAGAUUCAAUUAUCAAUCUACUGAAAGGACCAGCAGUAGCAAGAGCCUUUGAGCAGACAAAGUUCUUCACACCAGGUCGAAGCUUGCAAGAGUUUCAGCAAGAAAUUGAACCUAAACUCAGCUGUCCAAAGAGAUUGAGACUUCACAUCAAGCAAGACCCUUGGAAUCUUCCUAGCAGUGUCCAAAAUCUUUCCCAAAACAUCAGAAAAUUUGUUGAAGAAGUGAAAGCAAGAGUCCUCUUGGCACUCCUUGAAUAUACAGAUAGUGAGAUACAGCUCAGGCGAGACAUGGUCUUCUGCCAGAGUCUAGUGGCCACAGUUUGUGCUUUUUCAGAGCAACUAAUGGCUGCCUUAAAUCAGAUGUUUGACAAUAGCAAGGAGUGCGAAAUGGAGACACAAGAGGCCAGUAGAAGAUGGUUGGAACAGAUAGCCAGUGCAGGUGUCCUCCUCCACUUCCAGUCACUGCUGUCACCGAAUAUGACUGAUGAACAAGCUAUGCUGGAAGACACAUUGAUUGCAUUGUUUGACCUGGAGAAAGUUACAUUUUCUUUUAAACAAUCAGAACAAGAGCCUCUAGUUGCAAAUAUGCCAAUUCCAUAUCAAGCAGAAGGAAGCCGGCAAGCUUUGAAAGUUUAUUUUUAUCUUGAUGGUUACAAUUUUGAACAACUUCCUCAAAGACUGAAGAAUGGUGGAAGUUUUAAAAUUUAUCCAGUCCUCUUUGCGCAAGCUCUGGAAAGCAUGGAAGGCUAUUAUUAUAGAGACAAUGUAUCAGUAGAAGAAUUUCAAGCUCAGGUUAAUGCAGCUUCUUUGGAAAAAGUGAAGCAGUAUAACCAAAAACUCAGGGCAUUUUACCUGGACAAGUCAAAUCUUCCUCCUAAUUCAACCUCAAAAGCUGCUUAUAUAGACAAGCUGAUGCGGCCUGUCAAUACUCUGGAUGAACUUUAUCGACUAAUGGUGUCUUUCAUACGAUCCAAGCGCACACCAACCUGUGCUUACACAGCUUGCAGUGCUUCGGGAGUUGGGCUACUGUCAGUCUCUUCAGAACUCUGUAGCAGACUUGGAGCUUGCCAUAUCAUCAUGUGCAACAGUGGAGUUCACCGGUGCACUCUGAGUGUCACUCUGGAACAGGCUAUAAUUCUCGCUCGGAGUCAUGGCUUACCUCCUCGCUAUAUCCUGCAAGCUACAGAUGUGAUGCGCAAACAAGGAGCUCGAGUGCAGAACACUGCCAAGAAUUUAGGAGUUAGGGACCGAACACCAUUGUCUGCUCCAAGGUUGUACAAGCUAUGUCAGCCACCACCUCCCAUUGGAGAAGAGUAAAGACUCCUGUUGGAGGAAUAAUCAAAAUGCCAGUUUCCAUGACGCUGAAGUAAAACACGAGCACAACAGUCUUCAAUAGAAUGUGCCUUGCCUAUGGAUAAACAGCAGCACUUAGCUUCAGAUAGAGCAGUGUUUCAUCUUGAAUGUGACUUAGCCAAUGAGGACAAGUAUUUCUGAGAAAAAUUGAUAUCUAGAUUUGAUCUGUUUGCUCUGUGAACAUUUAACACUGGUAUAAGGCUGCAUUGUAAGAGGUUGUUUCAACAGUGCCAAUCACCCAAUUAACAAUAUGAACAAAAAGAUGCAGCAUAGAAUGGAGAAACACUGUAACAGACCCUUUCAAAAAGUGAUGUAUUGAUCCAGAGGAAGAUGAAACAAUCACUAGUUUAAUAUUAUGCUACGCUUUUGUAGUGCCUUGCACACAUUACCCCUCCCCCCGAUAUUCUAAUUUCAUAGUUAGAGCUGUACUUGAAAUUAGCAUUUUGAUGAGGAUGCAGUUAAUUACUAAAACCAAAUAAUAGAAAUAGAAAAAUACAAGUGAACUUGUGUUCCUCCUUUUUUAAAUUUGCACAGUGGGACUUGAAGAUCACAUAUAAUGGGAUUCAUCUGAAGUUCACAGAUUGCACUGUGCACAAGAUUUCUCGAUUGCCACUUCACAGUUACAGGAGAAGCAUGCCUUAUAUGCACUUCUGAUCUGCAUCUUCUUUGUAUUGAAAUUUAUUUGAGAAAAGAGAUGAUGUUGCUACUUCAGACGAAUGUAGAUGGAUUAGUUAUAUGAAAAUUAUUGUUCCUAAUCAUAUUUACAGGAAUGCUGUGCUUACUUUCCAUGACUUGAUAAUAGUGAUAUUCAUUCCGCAUAAUAAACUUAUUUUUUUCACAUUGAGAUCAGGGAUUAGAAGAGGCAAGGGGAUUGUGAAGAAUAAAAAUUCUGAUCAUUGGGCUCCUUAAUGAUUGUUCAGAACCACUGUAAGGAGUGUUGCCUGUGAUGAUGAACUCUUUGGCAAAAGGAAUUUUUAAACAUGCUGAAUCUGUGAUGCUUAACUGAGCAUUCUGUAUUUUUGUACUUGUGUAAAAGAUUAACAGUUUCAAUUAUAUAUUUGCAUGAGAAUAAAGAUUUUGAUAAGGAAAAGUUUUACCAACUACUGGGUAUUGUAGUUAAAGGUUUGUAAUCUUUCUUUAAACAACUUGGAAAAUUAUGUAGUAGAAAUAUCUAAAUGCAAAAUGUUUGCAAAGUAAUAUUUUCUGACAGCAUACUUCAAUUUAAUUGAGAAAUGACAUUACAUUUAUGUUGUGAACAGCCAUAGACCAUAGUAACAAUAAGAAAAUCAGAGAACAUAUAACACAAUAAAAUAUAUAAAUGAUCCAUCUAGAAAUGCACAGAGAAUUAACAGCUUUCCAGAUAAUAUAAUUAGCAUUAAAACAUGGGGGUGGGGGAAGGCAAAAUUGAUCUGGCUGGCCACUAUCAGAUACAUAAUGUUAGACUAAUUGCAAUCCUAUAUGUCUACUCAAAAGUAGUUUAAACCCUUUGAGUUCAAUGGAGCUUACUCCCAGGAAAGGAGUUACUUAAAUGGAGACUUGUAGGAGUCAUUUUUAUACUAAUUAAUAAAAUUAGCACUAUUAAUUGAAUCUGUUUCCUCAGUCAGAGGAGGCACCUUCUACUGAAUGAGGGGAACUUUUGGAUCUAACCCAAUAAUUUUUUCCUCUGAAUCUUGUUCUGACUAAAAUGCAACGAAUAAUCCUCCUUUUUAUUAAAACUUCUAGUAGGCAAUAAAUAAUUAUGGAGUUGCUGCAAAUUGUCUGCUAUACCUACAUUAUACUGGGGACUAUCUAUCUAAGGAAUAAAUUAUAGGAAACAAGAAAAGUCUUCACUACCCACAAACUCUUAAAGAACUCAAAAACAAGUAAAAACAGAACAUUCCUCUGUGUCUGCAAAUCAUGCUAACUAUCACUGAGCUUUUCUAUGUAAAAGACUCAGAACGUGAAAGCAACAAUUAAUAGCAAAUACUCCUCUCCAACUUUUCCCAAACUAGUCAGCCUCAGGUGUCUCAAACAGUGCAUUUAUUUGAAAAGAAUGGGAGGGUGUUUUUUUAAAAAUCUGUGUGCUGCAGAUUAAUAGGAAUUACCUGAAAGCACUGCCCCCUGCAGCACUAUGAUCAAGAAGGUGGUCACACAGGAAAAUAUUCUACACAUAUAUUCACACUAGGAAUGCAGUAGGACCACUUCCAUGCUAAAGCAUAACAUUUGGUUUGACACUAAACUAUAGUUUAGCAUGUUGAAAAUGGGCUACAGUGAGCCUUCUGCUCUCACACUCCCACUUUCCCUCUCCUCUCAUGCGAUAAUAAAGAGAAAAUCGGAAGCGUUUGCUUCCAGUUUCAAUCUUCCAGGUUUUCAUGUAUAAUACAAAUCCUAAAGGGAUGGAGAACACCUAAACCAGAGUUGUUGGACUGCAACUCCCAUCAGCUUCAGCUGGCAAGCCCAAAUUCUCUGACCUUGCCCUAAAUUGGUUAAUGUUAAGUAUGGUUUGUUAAGCCUAUUUCCAUAACUACAUCUCGCUCGCUGGAUUAGGGUAGCAUGGUGCAUAUAGCAAGGAAUGAAUCCUUCAUGCAAAUUCACUUUUUGAACUGUAAUUGCAUAUGUCCCUUCCAAAAUCUUGAACUUUAUGUUUUAAUAUAUCUGGUUCUAAAAUGUAAAAGUAAUUUCAAACUGUCCACUGAGAAAAUCACAUUAAACAUUUCUCAGAUUUGGUUAUAAAUGACAUUUUAAUGGUAGAAAUGUUUGCUGAGAACUGAAAUCUUGCCAUUUGGACAUGAUGAUUGCUACUGCAGCUCAAAAACACAAUUUAGUAUACUCCAUUAGUGCCUGUGACAUAUUUCUACUGAACUCACAUUGGUGACUGUCCUGAUAUUGUAAUUAUCUUACUGUUUUUCCAACAAUUCAUAUAUUCCUAUCAAUUUUUAAAGAAUGUAGCAGCAUUAUUAGUUUGUAGCAUCAUGUAUAUAGUGUAAGAAAUCCAGUAAACGUGUCCUUUGACAAAAAAAAGUUAGUUUUCAUAUUUUUGUUCUUGCAGUUCUAGAUUUUACAAAAGGAGAAUAUAUUUUUUUAAUUA